This is a messenger RNA of Neohortaea acidophila, 1656 nucleotides long. RefSeq names its product beta-tubulin. The transcript is spliced from 4 exons. NCBI's taxonomy places the organism in Eukaryota, Fungi, Ascomycota, Dothideomycetes, Mycosphaerellales, Teratosphaeriaceae. Gene Ontology annotation, biological process: mitotic cell cycle; microtubule cytoskeleton organization. Bases 140 to 1483 code for a protein of 447 amino acids. The record is from RefSeq and is a predicted model, not a curated record. Gene Ontology annotation, molecular function: GTPase activity; GTP binding; structural constituent of cytoskeleton. Gene Ontology annotation, cellular component: microtubule; cytoplasm.
AGCCUACACCGCAACAUCCUCCCUUCCACCCCCCUCACUCCCAACACACACCCCUCCGCCUCCGCUACGCGCCUCAACACCACCGCCAGGCCGAGUCCGCAUCGCCUUCAACCAUCUGACCUCCUCACCAACCGCGAAGAUGCGUGAAAUCGUCCACCUCCAAACCGGCCAAUGUGGCAACCAAAUCGGCGCGGCCUUCUGGCAGAACAUCUCCGGCGAGCACGGCCUGGACGGCUCCGGCGUGUACAAUGGCACUUCUGACCUCCAGCUGGAGCGCAUGAAUGUCUACUUCAACGAGGCCUCCAGCAACAAGUAUGUCCCCCGUGCCGUCCUCGUCGACUUGGAGCCCGGUACCAUGGACGCCGUCCGUGCCGGCCCCUUCGGUCAGCUCUUCCGCCCCGACAACUUCGUCUUCGGUCAGUCCGGCGCUGGCAACAACUGGGCCAAGGGCCAUUACACUGAGGGUGCCGAGCUCGUCGACCAAGUGCUCGAUGUCGUCCGUCGCGAGGCUGAAGGCUGCGACUGCCUGCAGGGCUUCCAGAUCACCCACUCCCUCGGUGGUGGUACUGGCGCCGGCAUGGGCACGCUCCUCAUCAGCAAGAUCCGCGAGGAGUUCCCCGACCGCAUGAUGGCCACCUUCUCCGUCAUGCCCAGCCCCAAGGUCUCCGACACCGUCGUCGAGCCCUACAACGCCACCCUCUCCGUCCACCAGCUCGUCGAGAACUCCGACGAGACUUUCUGUAUCGACAACGAGGCCCUCUACGACAUCUGCAUGCGCACCCUCAAGCUCAACAACCCCAGCUACGGCGACCUGAACCACCUCGUCUCCGCCGUCAUGUCGGGCAUCACCACCUGCCUGCGCUUCCCCGGUCAGCUCAACAGCGAUCUCCGCAAGCUGGCCGUCAACAUGGUCCCCUUCCCUCGUCUCCACUUCUUCAUGGUCGGCUUCGCCCCCCUGACCAGCCGCGGCGCCUACAGCUUCCGCGCCGUCAGCGUGCCCGAGCUGACGCAGCAAAUCUUCGACCCCAAGAACAUGAUGGCCGCCUCGGACUUCCGCAACGGCCGCUACCUCACCUGCUCCGCCAUCUACCGCGGCAAGGUCUCCAUGAAGGAGGUCGAGGACCAGAUCAGCAACAUCCAGAAGAAGAACAGCGCCUACUUUGUCGAGUGGAUCCCCAACAACGUCCAGACCGCCCUGUGCUCCAUCCCCCCCAAGGGCCUCAAGAUGAGCUCCACCUUUGUCGGCAACUCCACCUCCAUCCAGGAGCUGUUCAAGCGCGUCGGCGACCAGUUCACCGCCAUGUUCCGUCGCAAGGCCUUCUUGCAUUGGUACACCGGCGAGGGCAUGGACGAGAUGGAGUUCACCGAGGCCGAGUCCAACAUGAACGACCUCGUCUCCGAGUACCAGCAGUACCAGGAGGCCUCCGUCUCCGAGGGCGAGGAGGAGUACGAUGAGGAGGCGCCGCUGGAGGCGGAGGAGUAAGCGCCGUCCCCACGCGUUUUCCAAAUCAUGUUUGUGGGUAAGGCUUGAGCAGUGCAGUGUCUAAGAUUGACGAGCGGGAUUUUGUGUUUCUCUUGAUGCGGUAGUUAGGCUAGCUUUGGCACUCAUCAGGUAGUGUUGAUAGUAACUCCUUUUGCCAUGCAUGUUUCACACCG